Xyrichtys novacula (pearly razorfish) is the source of this 2299-nucleotide messenger RNA. Lineage: Eukaryota; Metazoa; Chordata; Actinopteri; Labriformes; Labridae. The record is from the annotation of a GenBank genome assembly.
AUGCUCUGCCUCCUGAUGGUGGUCUCCUUCCCAGCAGAGGGAGCAAGUGCUGCUACGGUGCCUCCUCCUUCUCUUCCCCCUGAACAGGAAUCUGGGGAGCCGGUUCUUGAGGACUGGGAAGGGUGGGGUUCUGGAUCAUCUCUUCUGCACCUGCUUCACAGCUUUCCUGCUGACAGCCCCUUCGUAACAGAAACCCCAGAAAAUCCAGUCAACUGCUCCCAGCGCUUCUGGCUUCCGCCGUCCUCUGCCAUCUGCUGGGAAAACAUUGCUGGGCCAGAGGAGUUUGCCAGGUCCCGUCUGCUGGUUCUCCAGAACAGGGCCGCUCUGCAGGCCGUGUCCACCUCCAGUGGGGUGGAGGACAGUGGGAUCUCAUAUGAACACCAAGCCAGAGAGGAGGUCCAGGGGAUCCAGUCAGACUACAUGAAUGCGGUGGAAACCAUGCAGACCAUGGAGAAGGUGUUCGUCUCUCUUGAGGAGAAGAGGAAGGAGGGGAAGGAGCAAGGGGUCUUCACCAGGUGAGAAAUAAAAACCCAUAGACUAUUGAUUGGUAAAUGCUGAUAGAUUUCAGAGGGAAACUUGUUGUUCCACAGGAAAUAGACUGCACCCACUGGGUAGUGUUAUGGUUAGAAGUCUACAAAAGAGUAUUUCCUAAAACUCAGCGUUACCUGGGAGGACUCAGUGAAUAGAAUGAAAGUGUAAAGACUCACAUUAUGCAGAGUCUGAAACUGAACAACAAGGUUGGAAAGUUCAGCUUUUGGGUUCAUGGCACAAUCCACAAUAUACUGGGAAGAUUGGGGAUUUAUGGACAGAGUCUGAAAAAGUUGGUGAUGAAGAUGUUUCAAUCAAGUUGUGAAAACUAGACAGUCUACUUGAAUGAGGAGAAACAAUGCCAUGUUCGAUUGAGGCAACUCAUAACAGGACACUGGAGCUAACAGUUGAGCUUCAUGGUGUCAUGGGCCUAAGGUGCCCAUUUGAUAUCCUCUGGUCUUAAGAAAUGACGUGUCAAUAACUGCAGGGCUCCUGAGUGUCCACUUGAGGCUGACAAAAGGAGCACUGGAAACCACUUUUUCACACUGAGCCAAAAAAGAAGUCAGUUUUUGGAGCAAAAAUCAACUGGUUUACAGCCUGAUUAAGAAAAUGGCUUUGGUCAGAUCAACUCAGGGUUCCCACAGCACUCAUUGUACAGGAGUGAUUUUUUUUUGCAAUACAUUCAUUUCAAGGUUACUCAGGAUACAAGAUAAGCAAAUCAGAGACAGACACACUGUAGUUAUUUGCGAGGAGGCUGAAGUAGCGCUUCUGGUAGGUUGACCUAACCCUCGACCCCUUCCCAUCUCAUCUCAUUUUACUCCUCUCUCUUUUCUGUGUUCACAGCUCUAGCCAUGAUAUUUUGCCUUCAUGGGGGUCUAAAGGGUCCAUAAAAUAAACUCAAACAAGUGUUGUCAGUCAAAAGCAAGACUUCUAUUAACAAGAGAAACACAAAGUUAUCUGCAAUGAUCACUGAAUGCAAGGAGGCUGCCAAAGAGCAUGUGAUCCAAAAGAAAGUCACUUAGAAAAAAUAUGUGUGCAUAAUCAAAUGAAAGCAGUUAUGUAACCUAAUCCACUUGAGUUACUAUUAUAUUAAAUCUUAAAACUUCCUUACCUUCAGCCAAAAGAAACUUUCACAACUAUCUGUCCUCCUCUCUCUUCAGAUCCUCAGUUGUCUUGACUGUAUCUCUAUGUCUGAAUUGCGUUUACAUAGACCAAAAAAGUCAAAAAUACAAUCACAAGCUCCGCAGAGAUAGAUUAGCUGUGUCUUUGGUAAACACUGAUCCAUGCCAGCUGUGGGAUUGUUCUUCAAUAAGUCUAAGUAAGGCAGGCAGGAUUUCUGGAUCAGUGUUAUUUGUUUUACCCAAACACAACACUGAUUCAAAGCCAGAGAUAGAAAAAUGAUCAAAACAAACAGCUGACUCACUCCAAGUGUUUCCCAGCACUCAUCUGUACAGACAUCUGGCCAAGAUGCAGCUCUGCUAUAAAAACCCUUUUAGAGAAUGAAUGAAAAUUAGUGCUGUCUCCCUGUUGGAUGUGAUGGAGCACACUACAGCUCUCAGAAUAAACUUGUGCAAAGUAGUGUGGAGGUGUAGUACAAAAGUCCAAUGUUUUAUUUGUCAUCUCCUACAGUUUGAAGAUGAAUCUGGUCGACACGGGGACUGCCAUCGAUAACAGAGAGCACAUGGUAAACGUUCUGGAGGAUCACUUUUCAACUUUGGAGACGACUCUGCUGAACAUGCAGCUUCGACUCAACAAACUCGUCGGACAGUAA